AUGUCUACACGUUCUGUUGCAAGCUCCAUCAUCGCCGCACCAACUGAGAAAGUAUGGUCUGUGAUUAGAGACUUUACUUUCCCCUCCAAGGUCAUCUCUACGAUCGAGUCCGCCGUCAUGGAUGACAACGCCAGCCCAACUUCUGUUGGUGCCGUCCGCACAUUGAAAUGGAAGACUGGUGAGAUCAGAAAGCACCGUCUCCUUGAGCUCAGUGAUAUCUCUCUCACUGUUGUCUGGGAGGUGAUCGAGAGCAACCCACCCACCGAGGUCACUGCCACAAUCAGCUCAAUCAGACUCCACCGUAUCUCUGACACCAACCAAACUCUCAUCACCUGGGAAGGUGAGUUCAGCUCCGAUGUCAAGAACGACGUUAUCAACUUUGAGCAAAAGUCCUACCAGCUGAACAUUCAAGAGAUCAAGAAGUUCUUCUCUUCCAACUAG
Acytostelium subglobosum LB1 is the source of this 441-nucleotide messenger RNA. RefSeq lists its product as hypothetical. The transcript has 2 exons. The record is from RefSeq and is a predicted model, not a curated record. The coding region runs from base 1 to 441 and encodes 146 amino acids. NCBI's taxonomy places the organism in Eukaryota, Evosea, Eumycetozoa, Acytosteliales, Acytosteliaceae.